This is a messenger RNA of Hipposideros armiger (great roundleaf bat), 2989 nucleotides long. RefSeq names its product solute carrier family 1 member 7 (gene SLC1A7). Gene Ontology annotation, biological process: L-glutamate transmembrane transport. The transcript is spliced from 8 exons. Gene Ontology annotation, molecular function: neutral L-amino acid transmembrane transporter activity; L-glutamate transmembrane transporter activity; glutamate:sodium symporter activity. Gene Ontology annotation, cellular component: plasma membrane. Lineage: Eukaryota; Metazoa; Chordata; Mammalia; Chiroptera; Hipposideridae. Bases 103 to 1461 code for a protein of 452 amino acids. The record is from RefSeq and is a predicted model, not a curated record.
GGCUGUGCGGCUGGCAGCUGUUGCUUAGCAACCCUGACCACCUGCUGCUGAGGAGACAAAGCCUCCAGCCAGGACCCUGUGCCCCUGACUGGCCUCACAUGCAUGGAAUGGUGCUGUGCCCUGUGCCAGCAGGCUGGGCUCACCAUGGUGCCAGGUGCCAUCCUGGCACGAGGGAGGGAUGUAUGCAAGCGGAAUGGACUGCUCGUCCUGUCUGUGCUAUCUGUCACCGUGGGCUGCCUCCUCGGCUUCUUCCUGAGGACCCGGCGCCUCUCACCACAGGAAAUUAGUUACUUCCAGUUCCCUGGAGAGCUUCUAAUGAGGAUGUUGAAGAUGCUGAUCCUGCCGCUGGUGGUCUCCAGCCUGAUGUCCGGCCUCGCCUCCCUGGACGCCAAGACUUCCAGCCGCCUGGGCAUCUUCACUGUGGCGUACUACCUGUGGACCACCUUUGUGGCAGUCAUCGUGGGGAUCAUCAUGGUCUCCAUCAUCCAUCCCGGUGGCGCAGCCCAGAAGGAGGCCACGGAGCAGAGUGGGAAGCCCAUCAUGAGCUCAGCCGACGCCCUGCUGGACCUCAUACGGUACUUCCCCUUUGGCAUUGUUUUCCUUAUCGCCGGCAAGAUCCUGGAGAUGGACGACCCCACGGCUGUCGGAAAGAAGUUAGGCUACUACGCAGUCACUGUGGUGUGCGGGCUGGUGGUCCACGGCCUCCUCAUCCUGCCCUUGCUCUAUUUCUUCAUCACCAAAAAGAACCCCAUUGUCUUCAUCCGAGGCGUCCUCCAGGCCCUGCUCAUCGCACUGGCCACCUCCUCCAGCUCAGCCACACUGCCCAUCACCUUCAAGUGCCUGCUGGAGAACAACCACAUCGACCGGCGCAUUGCCCGCUUUGUGCUGCCUGUGGGCGCCACCAUCAACAUGGACGGCACCGCACUCUACGAGGCUGUGGCCGCCAUCUUCAUCGCCCAGGUCAACAACUAUGAGCUGGACUUUGGACAGAUCAUCACCAUCAGCAUCACAGCCACCGCAGCCAGCAUCGGGGCAGCUGGCAUCCCCCAGGCCGGGCUCGUCACCAUGGUCAUUGUGCUUACCUCUGUGGGGUUGCCCACAGAUGACAUCACCAUCAUCAUCGCUGUCGACUGGGCUCUGGACCGCUUCCGCACCAUGAUUAAUGUGCUGGGUGAUGCGCUGGCCGCGGGGAUCAUGGCCCACAUCUGCCGGAAGGACUUUGCUCAGGACACAGGCACCGAGAAACUGCCACCCUGCGAGACCAAGCCAGUGAGCCUCCAGCAGAUUGUGGCGACUCAGCAGAACGGCUGUGUGAAGAGCGUGGCUGAGGCCUCGGAGCUGACCCUGGGCCCCACCUGUCCCCACCAUGUCCCUGUUCAGGUGGAACAGGACCAGGAGCCAGCUGCUGCCAGCCUGGACCACUGCACUAUUGAGAUCAGCGAGCUUGAGACCAAUGUCUGAGCCUGCAGAGCUGUAGAGGCCAGGGGAGACCUCCAGGGUUGGGGCCAAAGGUGACAUCUCAACUUAACUACUUUCCUGAGCAACUGACAGGGGCCAGCCUCACUUUCUUCCUACCCUUGAGAAGCCAGAAUUAGCUCUGCUGGAUGGAAAAUGGAGUCUCCGAGAGGGAACUCCAGGCUGAAGUGAUGAGUGGCAUAGGCCAGCCCCAACUGAGACAUUUCCACCGUGUUGGCCCAUGAGGACAUCUGGGAGGGGUUAUGGUCCUAACUUUCUGGAUGACAGAGUUGAGGCUGAAAACACAAUGUCCCAGGUCUCAGAGCAAGUAAUGUCAGGGCCAGGACUCUCACUCAAUCCUUCCAGCCCUGGUCACUCCCUCCCAGCAGACAGGGGCACCUGCGGGGCCAGACACCAAGAGAGGUUCUGCUCUUCUCCAGGAGCCCCAGAGCUACCACUGCUUUUGAUUUAUGAAGAUGUAACAACAGUGUCCUGGUUCUGCCCCCUGCUCUACUGUGUCCCGGCCCAGGCCAGCCCUCCACCCCAUAACACGUGGCGUCAAAUAACUCUCUCCAAGGACAGGCCCAGCCCAAGACCAAGGCCUGCUGCCUUGCACAUGCCACAGCCUAUCCAGUCUCUUGUCCCACCAGUUAUCUGUCGCUCAUCUGAUGUGGAGAUGGAGAUGUCUUAGAUUUUAUAUUCCUUUCUGUGUUUGCAAAUUCAGAGACAGCAAAAUAAAGGUAUUUUGUUUUUUCAAAUCUUGUAGGCUUAGUGACCAUGUUCUGGCCAGCAUUUCUUUAUUGGGCCAAUAUAGGCUGUCACAGCACAGACUGGCCUGUCUGGGCAGCUAGAGUAUGGACAGGCCUGUCCAGGUAGCCAGGACAUAAACAGGCCUAUCCAUGUAGCUAGAGUGUAGACAUGUCUGUCUGGGUUGUCAGGUUACAGAUGAGCCUGUCCUGGUGGCUGGAGUGAGGACAGGCCUGUCUGAGCUGUCACAUGUAAGGUGCAGAGUGCAAACUGGCCUGCCCAGGGACCUGUCUCAACAGCCACAGUGUGGACAGACCACUCUGCCCCUAGCCUGGGCUUUGCUCUGCAGGCAGGUCCCUCAGAUCAGUGCCCACAAAAGGAACAAAUUUCCUCAGUCAGUCUGGCUCCCUUUGGUGAAUGCUUUGCUUUAAAGAGGGGACAUGCCCAAAGACAUUUCCAGACUGUCUCCCUCAUUCUCCUCGGCCCCAGGGUGCCUCCGGGAGGCCCACAGGGGAAAGAAGUGAACCCUGGCCACAAAGCCUGUUCUGGAUGCACAGAACUGGUCAAGAUACAGUUCUGGGGUCUUGCACUAUGGAGUCAUGAAGACACUGAAGCUGGGGGAGGGAACAGGCCUCCCACUCAGAGAAUCAGGAGGGCAUCUGCCUCUCAGCCCCCAACUCCUUUACUACGUCCCAUCCUCCUCCCAUGGCCAUAGUCUGAGGAGUCUGGGAAGGGCCCUGACCCCAGAAUCCGCCUCCCACUGCAGGGCUGGGGGCUGUAGUGUCCA